Messenger RNA from Onychomys torridus (southern grasshopper mouse), 1378 nucleotides. It is a transcript of the gene Ffar2, whose product is annotated as free fatty acid receptor 2. Gene Ontology annotation, cellular component: plasma membrane. The coding region runs from base 219 to 1211 and encodes 330 amino acids. The transcript has 2 exons. NCBI's taxonomy places the organism in Eukaryota, Metazoa, Chordata, Mammalia, Rodentia, Cricetidae. The record is from RefSeq and is a predicted model, not a curated record. Gene Ontology annotation, molecular function: G protein-coupled receptor activity. Gene Ontology annotation, biological process: G protein-coupled receptor signaling pathway; cellular response to fatty acid.
GAUCCACAGCACUGGACCGGAGGAGAACCAGGUGAAAGAGGUCCUAUAGUCGGCCCAAGGAGCUCUGGCAGGUGGCUGGGCAAGCGGUCGUGAGGAGCAGACGGCUUUGGCCUGGGAACCAGAGAGGAUGUGAGCAGUCUGAAGCUGAGGAAGGAGGGUCUGAAGGCUGUGAGUGACGGGGUGGGGAGUCCCUGGCCUUACUCCUUCCACCUUCCAGAAUGACCCCAAACUGGCACAGCUCCUUGAUCCUCACGGCCUACAUCCUUAUCUUUCUCACUGGGCUCCCUGCCAACCUGCUGGCCCUGCGGGCCUUCGUGAGCCGGGUCCGCCAGCCCCAGCCUGCUCCCGUGCACAUCCUCCUGCUCAAUCUGACCCUGGCGGACUUGCUCCUGUUGCUGCUGCUGCCCUUCCGGAUCGUGGAAGCAGCGUCUAACUUUCGCUGGUACCUGCCAAAGAUCGUGUGCGCACUCACGGGCUUCGGCUUCUACAGCAGCAUCUACUGCAGCACGUGGCUGCUGGCGGGCAUCAGCAUAGAACGCUACCUGGGAGUGGCCUUCCCUGUGCAGUACAAGCUAUCCCGCCGGCCUCUGUAUGGAGCGAUCGCUGCUCUGGUGGCCUGGGUCAUGUCCUUCGGCCACUGCACCAUCGUCAUCAUCGUUCAGUACCUGAACUCAACUGAGCCGGUGGGCACUGGGAGCCAGUUAACCUGCUAUGAGAACUUCACCCAAGAGCAGCUGGAUGUGGUGCUGCCAGUGCGCCUAGAGCUGUGCCUGGUUCUCUUCUUCGUCCCCAUGGCGGUCACCAUCUUCUGCUAUUGGCGCUUCAUGUGGAUCAUGCUCACGCAGCCCCAUGUAGGGGCUCAGAGGAGACGCCGGGCGGUAGGCUUGGCUGUGGUGACGCUUCUUAAUUUUCUGGUGUGCUUCGGACCUUACAACAUGUCCCACUUGGUGGGGUUCUACUUGAGACAGAGCCCUCCAUGGCGGGUGGAGGCUGUGGUGUUCAGCUCCCUCAAUGCCAGCCUGGACCCACUGCUUUUCUAUUUCUCUUCCUCAGUGGUGCGCAGAGCUUUCGGGAAGGGUUUGUUACUGUUGCGCAAUCCCGGCUCCUCAAUGCUGGGCAGGGGAGCCAAAGAGACAGUGGAGGCGACCAGGAUGGACAGGGGUGGCAGUCAAGCAGAGGGGGUGCCAAGUUCUGAUUUCGUCACUGAGUAGAGACUUUCCCAGAUCUUCCCUAGCCUCUGGGUCACCCAGAAGUUGGGCUGGCUAGUAGAGCACCUGGAACUUGGUGAAAGAUAAAAAAUGAAAAAGAUCCUCCCCAACCCCGCCCCGAUGCCCUCUCAGCUUGGCGGAACAGCUUGACUGAAUUUUCCUGCUCCAGG